Molecule: messenger RNA, 453 nt
Organism: Gongylonema pulchrum
Lineage: Eukaryota; Metazoa; Nematoda; Chromadorea; Rhabditida; Gongylonematidae
Source: the annotation of a GenBank genome assembly
AUGGAUGUGGUUGUUGGCGAUUUUGUUAUCUUGACAUGUAAAGUUGUCAGUGGCACUGGGAAGCUAACAGUCAAAUGGAUUAUUGAUGGGCGUGAAGUGGAAAAUGGACAAAUCAGCCCCACUGUUUUGGUAGACGAUCGGCGGGUUGAAAUUCGAAAUGCACGUUUGAGUGAUUCUGGAAAUUACGUAUGCGUAGUGGAAAAUGAAGCAGGUGAAGCGAGAAAAACAUUCGACCUUGCUGUUCUUGAGCGACCUCGUUUCCUGGAUGUAACGAACUUAAGCCCUUCAAUCAUUGUUGGAAGACCGCUUGUUCUGGACUGUUCAGUAACCGGCACCCCGAAACCAACAGUUAUCUGGACAAAGUGUUUGGCUGAAACUGAGUGGUACUCAGCAGAUUUCUGUAAAAUGAAUAAGGAAUUGGAUUGCGAAAGGCGGAGGGAUGAGGGCAAAUAG